Molecule: messenger RNA, 531 nt
Organism: Penicillium angulare
Lineage: Eukaryota; Fungi; Ascomycota; Eurotiomycetes; Eurotiales; Aspergillaceae
Product: MutT/nudix family protein
Exons: 3
Coding region: 1-531 (176 amino acids)
Biological process (GO): ribose phosphate metabolic process; nucleoside phosphate metabolic process
Cellular component (GO): cytosol; nucleus
Molecular function (GO): ADP-ribose diphosphatase activity
Source: RefSeq, a predicted model, not a curated record
AUGGCUCCCCCCAGCCAAGCCAACUCUAAGAACCUUUCAUCAGGACCUCUGACUCGCCCGGCCAAUGCCGAGAUUGACGGUGUGGGGAUCGUCACUAUCCUGAAUAAGCCCACGGGCCCUGAACUGCUUCUGCAAAAGCAAUACCGCCCCCCUAUCGACAAGGUCGUUAUCGAGGUUCCCGCCGGACUUAUCGAUGCGGGUGAAACACCCGAACAAUGCGCGGUACGCGAAUUGAAAGAGGAGACGGGCUAUGUCGGUGUGGCGGAGCAGACAAGCCCGGUAAUGUAUAACGAUCCCGGUUUUUGCAAUACGAAUCUCAAUAUGGUUCAUGUGCGGGUCGAUAUGAGCCUCCCUGAGAAUCAGAACCCGAAGCCCGAACUUGAAGAAAACGAGUUCAUCGAAUGUUUCUCUAUUCCAAUUUCUUCCCUAUUUGAGGCAAUGAAGCAGCUUGAGCAGGAGGGAUAUGCGAUCGAUGCCCGAGUUGGCACUUUGGUUGAGGGAGUGGAAUUGGCGAAGAAAUGGAAGUUUUAA